Messenger RNA from Conger conger (European conger), 3666 nucleotides. Its product is annotated as adhesion G-protein coupled receptor D2. The record is from RefSeq and is a predicted model, not a curated record. Gene Ontology annotation, cellular component: membrane. Gene Ontology annotation, molecular function: G protein-coupled receptor activity. NCBI's taxonomy places the organism in Eukaryota, Metazoa, Chordata, Actinopteri, Anguilliformes, Congridae. Gene Ontology annotation, biological process: adenylate cyclase-activating G protein-coupled receptor signaling pathway; cell surface receptor signaling pathway. The coding region runs from base 178 to 3666 and encodes 1162 amino acids. The transcript is spliced from 26 exons.
CUCUGAAGACCAACGCAGUUCUGUGCUGCUGAUACGGGGAUUAUGCUAUUAUAAAGUAAAAUCUAACACGAAAGAGGCGGAUUUAUGAACGAGGUGACACUGGAUGCGACCGAUAUGAAGAGGAUCCAUACAAACUUUCCUUAUUUCUGUUUGUAAAAUUCAGCCGCAGGCAGGAAAAUGCAAUGGUUUAAAAUAGUCUACUCAAGUAUUAUUAUUUGGUUUCAUCAUUGCACUGCUAAAGAUCCAUCUCUGCCAUUGCAAGGAAGGAACAUAUCAUGUGAUGAAUCUUAUUACGAAUAUGUGCCUGACCACCUGCAGUGGCAUGAUGCCAGGCAAGUCUGCCAGAAGAAGUCUGGAGUCCUGGCUACAGUUUCCAAUGCAUUUGAGAACACGGAGUUGACCAACUUUUUUCACUCAUUAAACAUAACACAGCAGGUCUGGAUAGAGGGGAUGGUUUUGACUCCCAGAAUUGGUGCCUUUGAAUCCUUCAUUCUGCAGUUCUCCGGCAAAAGUAACAGGAAGCAUGCUCGUCUCCUUCGGCAGUUUCCCAGCAUGCAAUCUGUCACUGUUUGCGUUCAUAUUCAAUUUGAUCAAAGCUGUUACGGAUUUUCCACUGUUUUCUCUUACUCCAUACCGUCAUUUAUAAACGAGUUUCAGCUCCGAGCCAGCAUAGUCCGCGGGAGCCCCAUCCAGCUUGCUCUGAUGGUACACGGCCUGCAUGGACCUUACUCGGUGGCUUCUGAAAAUGACGGUCUCUGGCAUUUUGUGUGCGUGAGCUGGACUCGGGACAAAGGCGAGUGGCUAGUAACCGUUGACGGGCAAGUCGUAAACCAGGGGGAAAAUCUCAACUCCUCUGCCGACAUCGGCCGGGAUGGCCAGUUCAUUAUCGGUCAGGAGCAGGACACUUUUGGCGGCUCCUUCAGGAGCGACGAAUCCUUCUCAGGGAACAUUACGUGGCUCAACAUUUGGGACCGGGUGUUGAACCUCAGCGAAAUCCACGCCUUGGAAAGUGAGUGCUCGCUGACGUCGCCUGGAUUGUAUUAUAAGUGGGACUACUCAACCCUAGAGAUGGAGCAAUCCCUGAGGACACACUGGGGAAUCUCCCCCUGCCAAGGGAAGAGAAGUGACAACCAAGAAGACGUAUACUUUUGGUCGCAAAGUGGUUUAAUAUAUCACAACUUCACCUCAGUGCAGAAUGUUUUGCCUAAUAGUGGAGAAUGUGUGGCCUUUGACCCUACAAGUGGUGGCUGGGACUUGGAUUUGUGUGUGGAAACAAAAGGAGCAGUCUGUCAGUUUGACAAAGAUACCGUUGAAAAUCAGCAACAUAUAUUCAAAUUUCCCAAGACUUCCUUUUUUACCAAAGUGGGCAAUGACCCUCUGGCCAAAUCUGUGAUGGAGGAGGAACAUUUGAAUGUAACACCAGAAAAUUACUUUCAUGUUUUGAGCAUAUUUGGAACGUUCCUGCUGAGAGUUUUGGAGGCGAACCCAGACAUGGUUACACCCAUCGAUAUGCUUUACCUGGCCCAGGUGAUUGAGCUGGCAGCUGAAACACAAGUCUCUGUCAUUGGUAACAGCUCUCAAUCAGUUUUGUCUUUUGCUACUGACUAUCUGAACCUGGCCAGUGAGUUAAUCGACCCCAAGAUGGCUGCCCGAUGGCUCGACCUGGCUGAGGAGGGGGUUGCUCUUGGGCCUUUCAAUGUGGUUCAAAGCAUCGACAAAUUGACCGGGACUCUGGCAGAUGUCCUGUCUGUGGAAGGAAAAAGCUUUACGCUAUCAACCAAAAACAUAGAUGUGCACUUGGAGCCCCGGGAGCUCUCUCAGCCGAGCUGCAGCUGCUCAUACAAACCUUCUGCAUUCGGGGGCCAGGCCAACAGCCAGGAUGAGAUCCUUGUCCCAGACACAGAGGUGUUCCGGCUCCAGUCCCUGGGUUAUAAGGAGGUCAUGUUUAUCCAUGUGUACUAUAGUCACCUUGUGGAAAUCCAAUCAAACGUGCAAAGAAAACCUUCAUUAGAGGACUACACAGAAGGCAGAAGUUUGCACACGGGUAGACUUGCUACUGCUGUUAUCUCUGCUACUGUCAGAGAUUUCUCCAGGAGCCAAAAUAUUCCAGUUGCUGUUCAUUACACCUUAUCCUCUUCUGACAUGGUGGAGUACUCUUGGCUCGUUAAGCCUGUCUGCGUGUUUUGGAACUUCAGCCUGAUGACUGAAGAUCAAGACGGCUGGUCAAGUGAAGGCUGUCAAGUGACCUAUUCUGGAUCUGUGGUCACCUCCUGCUUCUGCAACCACACAACCAACUUUGCGGUUCUCAUGAAUUACAUGGGAUCGAAGUGGAGCCCGGAGGAGCAGAGUGUUUUGACUAAGCUGACGUUCAUCGGGUCUGGAGCCUCGCUCUGCGCGCUCGUGGUGACCUUGAUGCUGUUUACCGUGCUGGACAUUCCCAAGUCUGACCGCAUGUCAAUCCAUAAGAAUCUGUUUGCAGCUCUGACAGCUGCACAGAUAGUGCUCCUCUGCAGUGGAGCUGCUGUCGGCAAUAAGGUGGCCUGCACGCUGGUGGCUGCGCUCCUGCACCUUUUCUUCAUGGCUGCGUUCAGCUGGAUGCUGGUGGAGGGACUGCUGCUUUGGAGCAAAGUGGUGACGGUCAACCUGAGCGAGGAGAGACACAUGAAGUACUACUAUCUGAUUGGCUGGGGCCUUCCGGUUCUGAUAGUCACCAUCACUCUGGCCUCCGCCUCGGGAAAGUACUCCGCGGAGGGCCACUGCUGGCUGAGCGUGCACAACGGGGUCAUCUGGGGCUUCGUGGGCCCAGUCAUCUUCAUCAUGAUGGUCAACAUCAUGGUCCUCACGCGCGUGGUCAUCAUCACCAUAUCCAUGGCUAAGAGGCGGUCCAUAAUGCUGGCGGUUAACAGCAGUCCGAUGGGGCAGGCGUACGAACACAUCCGGUCGGCGGUGAAGGCGGUUUUGGUGUUGUUGCCGAUCCUGGGUCUCACCUGGCUCUGUGGUGUGCUGGUGCCCUUCUCCAUCGUGAUCGCUUACAUCUUCAUCCUGCUGAACUCCCUGCAGGGUCUCUUCAUCUUCCUGAUAUAUGGGGUGUACAACACAGAGGUCCGAAGCACAAUCAACAGAAUCAAAGAAAGGAGAAGGGCGCUCAACUUUUCGAACUGCGCCAGCUCCAGGCCCUCCAGCUCAGUGACCAGCUCACGCCCGGCCAGCUCCCCGAUGCCCGGGCUCCAGUCCCACAGCCAGGAGGAAGGAGGGUACAGGACCUCCUCCAGCCACCUCAGCUCCUCCUUUGCUCCCCUCGACACGGCCACCGUGCUCUGCGAGAGCUCGUCGCACACCACCAACAGGCAUCAUUCAAUCCCCAGUGCUAAUGGCAGUCAGGAGGAGGAGUGUCCCAGUCCUGCCACUGUUGAUGUUGCUCCGAAACAGGUUUCGGCCUCCGGAGGACGGACUCCCGCUCCCACAGUGCUCCUGACCGCCCUCGGUAUUGAUCCGAUACACCUGCUGCACCGCUGUGGUCCCACAGCGACCCAACCCCAUCCCCUCACUCCCUCUACGGUCGGCUGUGGGCGGUUCAGGCCUUCUGCGCGGCUCUCCAUCAGGAGGGUUAACAAUUCAAGGCUGCUGAAAUUCGCUGGAGGAGGCUGUGCUCAGGCCCGUUUCUGA